Schistosoma turkestanicum is the source of this 694-nucleotide messenger RNA. The record is from the annotation of a GenBank genome assembly. Lineage: Eukaryota; Metazoa; Platyhelminthes; Trematoda; Strigeidida; Schistosomatidae.
GCACAGGUGACCCUGACGCGGAAUAAUCGUUGUUUAACCGUUAGGAAUUUUGGACGUCAUGGCCAGAAGAGGUUCUAGUCCUUCGAAAGCUCCAUCGCGUCCUCGUGCUACUCUACCGGCCCGUGCACCUCCAUCUUCUGUAGCUCAUCCUCCAGCACAAUCGCAACAGCCAAGUAUCCUAAGGGAAGUGGCAACUACAGCUGGAGGUGUGGCUAUUGGCUCAGUUGUUGGUCACGCUAUCACUGGAGCAUUGUCAGGUGGAGCUAGUAGCAACCCUGCACAACCUGCCUCAACAUCUCCACUCUCUGAUCAGCACCAAUCUCCAUGUCAAUAUCAACUCGAUGAACUUAUUCGAUGCACUCAAUCUCAAAGUGAUAUAAGCGCAUGUAGUGCCUUCUCCGAAGCUCUAAAGGAGUGCAGUCGCCAAUAUGGGUUAUAUCGUUAGUUAUAUUCGUGACGUAGAUGUGCUUAUGUACGCAACUUAUUAGUUUAACUCAAAGUAGAGUCAUUUUGGUUUGAAUCGUUUUCAGUUUCCGGUUAAUAAUAAAUUGCCCUUUCGCCAUUCCUAGACCUUUUUGUGUAUCCUACUUGCAAUACGCCUGACGUUUAAUUACACGCUAGUUUGUCAAGUAUAAAUCCAACUGACGUUUUCUAGACGUAAUACAAUAAUACAUUUUUUCCUUAUUACCCUUCA